Molecule: messenger RNA, 549 nt
Organism: Trypanosoma cruzi
Lineage: Eukaryota; Euglenozoa; Kinetoplastea; Trypanosomatida; Trypanosomatidae
Product: ADP-ribosylation factor 1, putative
Exons: 1
Coding region: 1-549 (182 amino acids)
Biological process (GO): vesicle-mediated transport; intracellular protein transport
Cellular component (GO): cytoplasm
Molecular function (GO): GTP binding; GTPase activity
Source: RefSeq, a predicted model, not a curated record
AUGGGCCAGUGGUUAGCGUCCGCAUUCAAGUCGCUCCUGGGCAAGCAGGAGGUGCGCAUUCUGAUGGUGGGCCUUGACGCUGCUGGUAAGACGACAAUUCUGUACAAACUUAAACUUGGUGAGAUCGUUACAACGAUUCCCACGAUCGGGUUUAAUGUGGAGACGGUGGAGUACAAGAACCUCAAAUUUACCAUGUGGGACGUCGGUGGCCAGGACGUUCUGCGCCCGCUGUGGCGUCACUACUACCAGAACACGAACGGCCUCAUCUUUGUCGUGGACUCCAAUGACAGGGAGCGUAUCGGUAAGGCGCGGCAGGAGCUGGAGAAGAUGUUCACAGAGGACGAGCUUCGCAAUGCCGUGCUUCUUGUAUUUGCCAACAAACAAGACCUUCCCAAUGCCAUGAGCACGACGGAAGUGACGGAGAAACUGGGCUUGCACUCCGUGCGUCAGCGCAACUGGUAUAUUCAGGGAUGUUGUGCCACUUCAGCUCAAGGCCUGUAUGAAGGUCUUGAUUGGCUUGCCGCAAAUAUUAAGAAAACCUCACAAUAG